This is a messenger RNA of Aspergillus terreus NIH2624, 543 nucleotides long. Its product is annotated as putative metallo-beta-lactamase domain protein. The coding region runs from base 1 to 543 and encodes 180 amino acids. The transcript is spliced from 2 exons. NCBI's taxonomy places the organism in Eukaryota, Fungi, Ascomycota, Eurotiomycetes, Eurotiales, Aspergillaceae. The record is from RefSeq and is a predicted model, not a curated record.
AUGACCGACUCUCUAGACCUGGCCAUCUGUUCCACCUGCGGCACGCAGUUCUCCGUCCCAACCGUCUCAUCAUGCAAGAUCUGCGAUGAUCCACGGCAGUAUAUACCUCCAACAGGUCAAUCCUGGACAACCCUCCGUGCCCUCCAAACAAGCAAAAACUACCACAACGACUUCGUCCCGGACACAACCCACCCGGACGCGCUCAUCGCCAUCCACACGACCCCCAAGCUCGGCAUCGGCCAGUCCGCCUAUCUCUGCCGCACGCCCGCCGGCAACAUCCUCUGGGACUGCAUCACGUACCUCGACGACGCGACGAUCACCCGCAUCACCGAGCUCGGCGGCAUCGCCGCCAUCGUCAUCUCGCACCCGCACUACUUUUCCACCCAUCUGGAGUGGGCCGCCGCCUUCGACUGCCCCGUGUACCUCUCCGCCGAGGACGACGAGUGGAUCGUGCGGCGCGGGCCAGCGCAGGUCCUCUGGGAGGGGCAUAGACUGCCGCUGCCGCUGCCGCUGGGACAGCCCCGGGGCGGAGACAGGGCCUGA